Molecule: messenger RNA, 1038 nt
Organism: Dipodomys ordii (Ord's kangaroo rat)
Lineage: Eukaryota; Metazoa; Chordata; Mammalia; Rodentia; Heteromyidae
Product: leucine-rich repeat extensin-like protein 2
Exons: 2
Coding region: 1-1038 (345 amino acids)
Source: RefSeq, a predicted model, not a curated record
AUGCCACACAUGCCUGCCACCGUCCCUGGGGCCCCCUGGCACCAGCAGCAGGGGACCCCUCCCCCUUUCCCGGGGGCCCCCUACUACUCACAAAUGGGUACCCCUCCCCCUUUCCCUGGGGUCCCCUACUACCCGCAACAGGGUCCCCAUCCUCCUUUCCCUGGGUCUCCCUACUACCCGCAACUGGGGACCCCUUCAGCUUUCCCUGAGAUCUCCUGCUACCCGCAGCAGGGGCCCUGUCCUCCCUUCUCUGGGGUCCCCUACUACCCUCAACUGGAGACCCCAUCCCCUUUCCCUGGGGUCUCCUACCACCCGCAGCAGGGACCCCGUCCUCCUCUCCCUGGGGUCCCCUACUACCCGCAACUGGGGACCCCUUCCCCUUUCCCCGGGGGCCCCUACAACCCCCAACUGGGGACCCCUCCCCCUUUCCCUAGUGGCGCCUACAACCCGCAACUGGGGAACCCUCCCCCUUUCCCUGUGGACCCCUACCAAUCGCAACUGGGGACCCUUCCCACUUUUCCUGGAGUCCCCUGCUACCAUAAACUGGGGACCCCUCCUCCUUUUCCUGGUGACCCCUGCUACCCGCAGUUGGGGAAUCUUCCCCCUAUCCCUGGGGUCCCCUGCUACCCGCAGAUGGCGAAUCCUCACCCUGUCCCUGGGGUCCCAUUCCAGCCUCAGGAGGCCACUCCUCCCUCUUUAACAGAGACCCCAUCCCAGCGUCAGGAGGAUAGCCCUCCCCUUUGUAAUGAGAACUCCUCCCAGAUUCAGGAGGGGAGUCCUCCCGCUUCAACUGAGACCUCCUCUGUGCCAAAGAAGGGGACUCCUCCCGCUUCCCUUGAUACCUCCUCCCAGGCUCAAGAGGGGAGUCCUCCCUCUUUCCCUGAGAGAUCCUUCCAGUCUCAGCUGGGGACUCCUCCCCCUUUCCCUGUGUUGGUCCCCUGGUACAAUUGGCUGGGGACUCCUCCCCCAUUCCCUGGCGUUCCCUGCCCCCCACAGCAGUUUCCAGUCUUGCCUAAUUCUUGCCUGGAGCCUCUGUAA